GUUGAGGACACACAAAUUCUUAAGGACUCAGCUUCAGUGUGCAAAACAAAUUAUUUAGAAAUUAUAUUGGGCUAGUUCACCAAUGUUCAGAGACUAUGGCAUUUAUGUUGCUGAAUCUCUGUGCUCCUGCCCUCUUCCUGUGUCUUCUGAAAGCUGGAAGUAUCAGAGCCCAAUGCACACAGCCAGAGGCGGACUUACCCAUUAGGCAAAGUUUCCCAGAUGGAUCCACUGUAACAUUUGAGUGUGUGAUUGGACACAAGCCAGUUGACUUAAAAGCAUUUAAAUCAGUUACCUGUCAGGGAAACCAGUGGACAAAUCUGGAACUCAAUUGUGCAAGACAAUCCUGUGGAAGCCUUGCAGAUUUUCUUUAUGGGAGAUAUGAAAUGACUGGAAAUUUAUUUGGUGACACAGCUAAACCAGUUUGUGACAAAGGAUACAUGUUAGCGGGUCAGGAAACAACAAGAACAUGCAGAGAUCAGGGAUGGGAUGGCCAAGAUACUGUCUGUGAACCUGUGAAAUGUUCAGCACCUCCAGCCAUAGAAAAUGGGCAACUUGAAGAUGAGCCUUUGGAGAGUUAUGAUUAUUCACAAGCAGUCUCCUAUAGAUGCAACAAAGGACUUAAUCUUAUUGGACAAUCAACACUUCAUUGUUCUGAGGAUGGAACCUUUAAACCAGAUCCACCAAAAUGUGUUGGUAAGUUAUGGUUCAAAUGCCAGUCAAGAGAUGAAAGAAAAAAAAAUCACUUGGGAGUUGAUUCCGGUUAA
Molecule: messenger RNA, 764 nt
Organism: Sinocyclocheilus anshuiensis
Lineage: Eukaryota; Metazoa; Chordata; Actinopteri; Cypriniformes; Cyprinidae
Product: complement decay-accelerating factor-like
Exons: 7
Coding region: 96-764 (222 amino acids)
Source: RefSeq, a predicted model, not a curated record